Molecule: messenger RNA, 4145 nt
Organism: Nerophis lumbriciformis (worm pipefish)
Lineage: Eukaryota; Metazoa; Chordata; Actinopteri; Syngnathiformes; Syngnathidae
Gene: emid1
Product: EMI domain containing 1
Molecular function (GO): protein binding
Source: RefSeq, a predicted model, not a curated record
ACAGCAGCAAGUAGGCUGUGCUUUUAAAAGAGCAGUGGAGCGCUAUAAAAGUGCUUCCAUGCCCGCUCCAUGUGCGCACGACAGUUACGCACGCAACAUGCCCACUUGUGCUGAUUCACUCGUCUUUUCGUAAAGAUUCCGCAGGAUAAAGAGCAAUAACAGACAAUACGCGCUUUUUUUCCCCCACUGGAUGGGAUGCGCGUUUUAUUUGGUUAACUGCCUUUUUUUCUUUCUUUCUUUGUGCCAUCUGCCCCCACGAACCGAGCCGGAUCGCUGGAUUGUGAGCAGGACAGAAUGGGACCUUGCCCACGGAAGAGCGUGUCGGCGCUUUGCAGGAGAAGUUGGCUGUGGACCUGGCUGGUCCUCUGCCUGUGCGCUGUCGCUGACGGGACCUGGAAGACUGGACUCUACAAAACUGCCUCACACACCUCCGUCUACCAAAAAAAAAACUGGUGUCCUCACACAGUUACCAGGACAGUGAGUUGCCAGGUGCAGAAUGGGACAGUCGUGCAGCGGGUCUACCAGACGUGCCGCUGGCCACAGGGAUGUACGGGAGGCAGCUACAGGACCGUUGUCAGACCUUCCUAUAAAAUUGUAUACCGCACUGUGACCUCACUGGAGUGGAAGUGCUGUCCAGGAUUCAGCGGGACCGCCUGUGAAGAAGAUGCGAGGAAGCAGCAGGUGGCUCAGGAGGCAAUAAGAAAACCGUCCACACUGCGUCGCCCGCCUGCACGCACAGGAGAGCCCCUUUCAAACUGUCUUAACUGCAGUCGAAUCACAGCGAUGAACGACAGGCUGAGUUCACUGGAGGCUAAGGUUCAAGGAUUCACUGCCUUGCCGUCCGCAACACAACGCUACCCUCUGUCCAAAGGAGUUGCACAGGAGGCCGCCUUGUUGAAGGGGACCACUCCUGUCAAAGGGACUCCUGGUGAGCAGGGCCCCGCUGGUCCUCAGGGUGAAAAGGGGAGAGAUGGUAUUCCAGGCAGAGAUGGUAAACCAGGGUCCCGAGGGUUGCCAGGUCCCAGUGGGCCUCGGGGUGAGGCAGGGGUUAGGGGCCCAAGUGGAGCUCCUGGAUCGAAGGGAACCUCAGGACCUGCAGGCCCCCGCGGUCCUCCAGGACUACCAGGAGAGAGAGGUCUACCAGGUCCCCCAGGCCCACCUGCUGCUGCUAGUGCCCGCAUCCCAGAACCAGACAAUCGGGGAAAAGAGCUACUCUUCACCAACACGUUCCAUGAUUCUCGACCAGGACCUCAGGGUCCCCCCGGGCCGAAAGGUCCCCCAGGCCCAAAAGGCCCGCUAGGACUUCCUGGCCCACCAGGACACAACGGUAAAGCCGGUACCCCUGGAACAUCAGGUCCUGUGGGACCAAAGGGAGAGCGUGGAGAGAGAGGGCCUUCAGGUUACCAAGGAGAAAGGGGCUUUAGAGGAGAGCCGGGUGCACCGGGUCCCAAAGGAGAGCCUGGAGAGAAAGGCUUACCGAGCAAUCUAAAUGUAAGAUAUUAUCAUUUUUGUUAUCAUCAGUUCUGUGUUUUCUUGUCCUCUCAUGUCUUCUCACCUACCAUGUGUGUUUUUUUUGUACAGCUGGUCAACCGUAAUGAGUUUGUGUGUGAAAGCCUUCAGUCUCAAUGUGUUGUUGUGUUGUCGGUCCUCGGGGUGUGCUCUGGACUGCUGUCCUCUUGACCCUGACUCCCUCUGCAAGCUAUGGCUACCUUUCACGGUCACUUUGGCAUAUCUGUCAAGAUAGCAUCAGGACGGUCAGUCCUGUGUAGCAACACGACACUGCAACAAAGGCCCAAUCAUUGACAUGGCUAAAUUGAUCUUCCUUCUCCUAAGAUGAAAAGAGGACAAUGAAAGAAAAUGCAUAUAUGCCAAAUCACUCCAUGUACGUGUUGGUGGUGGGUUUAGACGUGUUGUACUCUGACGUGAGUGGAGUGGAUACAGCUACCUUCUUUUAUCCCAUCUUGCAACAUUGCAUGACAUCUCAUUUUACAUUAAUACAUAACAAGGCUGCUACAUUGGAAUAAGGCAAUUGAGCCUAAUAUUCAUGUAGUGUUUUUUAAAUAUUCUCACACUCUUUAUUGGCUAACACAAUUAAACUGCAUACAUAAAUACAUCGCUUGCUUUUUUGCGUUACUAACCAGCAGCCUUUCAUUUUUGCAUGUCUUUUUGUGGUGGUGAAUUGUGGUUGUUUAUGUUUUGAAGCAACAACAAACAUUUAACCCCCCAACAUCUAAGUAUACACUCAUUGGACACUUUUUAGGUUUUUAUAAAAGUUAAUAAAAGAGAACAGAGAGGUAAUAAUUUAACAAUAUUUAUUAUUGUGUAGUUAUUUUUUUCGAUUAUUUUAGUCAACCCAUUCAUCCAUUUUUUAUAUCGCUUGACCUCAUUACUAUCGCGGGUGAGCUGGAGCCUAUCCCAGCUGACACCAUCACAAAAUACUCAUUUUGAAUUAAUAUGUCUGACAUUUUCUCAUUUGAUGACCCGAUAAAAUACACCCAUUCAACAAAUAAAAACACUUUGACAGGAGUAAUAAUUAUUUGCAACUAACUGAACAACAGCUGUCACUGCUCUAAAACCAUAUUAAAAACAUGUUGUAUUAAUAUCAAAGUUAACAUGUGUGAUUAAUCAUAAAAAAUAUUGCAUUACUCAUGUAUUAACGCAGAUUGGCUAGAUUGCACACAAAAAAAGAUUUAGCGCCGUCAUCUGAAACUGUCAGUGAGCUUGGGGCCCAACUUUUCCACUACAGAGGGGCCCACUCAAAUAUUAACGGAGAAUUAGUAAUCUUACUCUUGAUUUUAAUCGUAUUUAAUAAUUAUAUCUAUCUUACUUUCAGUUAAACAUGUAAACAACAUUUUCGAAUGAUAUGAAACCAUGUGUUAUUCACAAAGAUUAUUAUUUAUUUACCACAUAAACCUUAGGCUCAAGUCAGGCUGAUUAUAAGUACUAACCAAAUAUACUGCAACAGAAGGGACUCAUAAAUAACUGAUGAAAAAUAAUUUGACAUACAAUUAUGUUGCGCUAAAAUAAAUAAAGAAAUAAUAAUAAUAUAUGUUACGUAUAUGUUACGUAAGUGCAAAUACAGCUUCACCACUUUAGUCAUAAUUUUUGCGCUUAAGAAACUUCUCUGUUUGUUUCAGAUUGUCAUUAUUGCCACAAGUGGUGGAAAAGUGUAUUACAUGUGAGUUCCGCUGGCCUAUACGGACCCCAGCUGAGAAACAGAUAUUUUUUGGCGGCCCAACAAUGGUCCAGAAACACUGGCCUAAACAACUGUAAAUGCAGACAUGAGUGCACUCAGUUAUGUUUAUGGGUGUGUUUAGUGCAUUGGUGUACAUCAGUACCUUGUUAUUUGCAAUUGUAUUGCAGAAUUGAUUAAAAUGUGAACUUCAUAAUAUAACAUUAACAAGUUUUGAUUCAACUCAAAAUGCUGGGGUCCGUUUUAUAGUUAAAUUGAAUUAUGCAAUCAAGUAAUCAAAAAAACAUUUAAAAUUUGAUUUUUUUAUUUUGUAUUAUUAUUGUUCUUUUUAUUUAUUCAUUUAAUUCUUAUUUAUAUUUGUGUCUAAAUUAAAGGGGAACUGCACUUUUUUUGGAAUUUUGCCUAUGAGACAAAAACACGCGUCUUUUUGGAGAUUUUAAAGAUGAUAUAAAUGUUUGAAAGAUAUGGCUAGCAGGAGUCUUCAAAGCCCUCUAAAACAAGUUAAAAACCCUCCAUCAACGUUUUAUAUACACACUGCAAGUCUAUAUAUAAUGUAGUAACAGACACGUUCAUAACAAUAUGUAAUAUGUACAAUAUUUACCAUAAUUUGGUCAUUUUAAUCAUUGUUGGAACUAAUUAUUCGCUGCAUUUAUUUCCGUUUUCCAUAGCAGCGCACGUCUGACUUUUGGCAACAACCCCUUCCAGAUACAAACACGCGCGUGUUCUAAUCAUGCCAAAUUUGUUUUUUUCACGGCUACAUACAUUUUAUAUUAUUAUAUUUAUUUUAUCUAAAUAAUUAAUUCAAUAACGUGGGUUUUUUCUACAAAAAAAGUGCAGACAAAUUCAAUUUAAUUGGCCAUAUAAAUAAUUUAUCUUUCACCCAGGGGUCCCUAAACUACGGCCCGCGGGCCGGAUCCGGCCUGCCAGCAUCCAAAAUCCGGCCUGCGGGAAG